AUCCCCGUCACAUCAGAGCAAAUUUCUGAAAAAUAUGUUCGAAUUGAGAAUUAUUUGUAUCAUACAUUAGAGGUAUAUGAAAAAGGAUUAAAUAGAAAGCGUAAAAAACAAAUCCAAAUUAUAGAUCCACUUGAAAAUUUAUCGUAUAAUUAUAAUAACAAAGCUAGUGUUAAGACACAUAUAGACAUGAUUAACCAAGAAUUCCAAACCCAAGAUACUAUUCCGAUUUGUUCAUGUGAUCAGACACAUAGGUGUCCUUGCUUCGCAUGUGAGGAUGAGAUUAAUCACCGGGUUAAGAAAGAGGUUAAUGUUUUAUUUCAGCGAUUAUUGGAAUACAACGAAAAAACUUUUGAUAAAUUUAUGCGAGAAAUUACUAUAGAGCAUGAAAAGCGGGUUAAUGAAAAUAAAAAAUUACGAUAUGAG
Molecule: messenger RNA, 423 nt
Organism: Dentiscutata erythropus
Lineage: Eukaryota; Fungi; Glomeromycota; Glomeromycetes; Diversisporales; Gigasporaceae
Source: the annotation of a GenBank genome assembly